GCCACCUAUAUUGUUGUUGUUGUUGUUCCUGCUGUUGCUGUUGCUGUUGCGGAUAGCACCGAUAACGAUGAUGAUGAUGAUGAUGAUGAUGAUGAUGAUGCUGCUGCUGCUGCUGCUGAUGAUGAUGAUGAUGAUGAUGAUAAUGUGCCGUUUAUUUGCGUGUAAGAACGUAUACGCAUUGUCACACUGA
This is a messenger RNA of Echinostoma caproni, 190 nucleotides long. The record is from the annotation of a GenBank genome assembly. Lineage: Eukaryota; Metazoa; Platyhelminthes; Trematoda; Plagiorchiida; Echinostomatidae.